This is a messenger RNA of Sipha flava (yellow sugarcane aphid), 1563 nucleotides long. Its product is annotated as putative ATPase N2B. Lineage: Eukaryota; Metazoa; Arthropoda; Insecta; Hemiptera; Aphididae. Gene Ontology annotation, cellular component: cytoplasm; mitochondrion. Gene Ontology annotation, molecular function: ATP binding; ATP hydrolysis activity. Bases 182 to 1447 code for a protein of 421 amino acids. The record is from RefSeq and is a predicted model, not a curated record. The transcript has 7 exons.
AUUAUUUAGGUUUAUUUCCAAGACUUGUAAAAACUAAUUAUGAAAUAUAUAUACAUUUUAUGUUGACGACCUUACGAAUGUGCCAAUAUUAUUAUUUUUUUUUAAUUUAGUGUUAAAAUAAUUUUAUUUUACAAUACACAAUCAGUAUUUGCACUGAAAAUUGCCCGUCAUAACUAUCACAAUGAAAUCUCCACGAAUAAAUAUCCAAUAUCGGACGAUUUACACUGGCAUCCUUCUGCGAAUGAAACCAUCUGAACUCUAUGACCAACGAGUGAAUAAUGGUCAGUUAAUCAAUGAUGAUCAUCAACGAAAAAUUGUCAAACAGUUAGAUAAUGUUCAUGAAUCUUUGACAAAUUACUCGCCUUCAUCACCAAAUAUUAUAUCAAAACUAUUGGGUGGUAUGAAAGCACCUCCAAAUGGUCUUUACAUGCACGGAUCAGUUGGGUGUGGUAAAACCAUGUUAAUGGAUUUAUUUUUUUCUUGUUGCGAAAUGGAAAAAAAACGAAGAGUGCAUUUUGAUGAAUUUAUGUUAGACAUUCAUGACAGAGUACAUAAAUUAAGAUUGAGCAGUAAAGAAAAUUUUGAUUCUAUACCAAUGGUAGCUGAUACAAUAAUAAAACAAUCAUGGUUACUUUGUUUCGACGAAUUUCAGGUGACUGAUAUAGCAAAUGCAAUGAUAUUAAAACGUCUUUUUACCGAACUAUUUAAUAGAGGUAUGGUUAUGGUAGCAACUAGUAAUCGUAAGCCAGAUGAUCUAUAUAAGAAUGGUCUACAACGGUUUUUGUUUUUACCAUUCAUACCAGUGCUAAAACAACAUUCUAUAACUGUAAACUUGGAUUCAGGUAUCGAUUAUAGAGUUAUUAGAGCAAAGAGUGGAUUUAAAUCAUAUUUUAUAAAAAAUCGUGACACAAAAAAAGAAUUUGAAGACUAUAUAAAAAAGUUAACAAAUAGUGAAAAUGAUACUGUUCGAUCAAGAACAUUAAUUAUUAUGCAGAGAAAUCUUACAUUUCAAAGAGUAUGUGGAAGAGUCUUAGAUGCUACUUUUGAAGAACUAUGUGAUAGACCUUUAGGAGCAGUAGAUUAUUUAUAUUUGUCUCAAAUGUUCCAUACUAUAGCUAUUAGAGAUGUACCCCAGUUGGAUUUGGAUUCAUUAUCACCUAUGAGACGAUUUAUCACACUUAUUGAUACACUUUAUGAUAACAAAGUGUGCGUUUUAAUAUAUGCAGAUAAACCAUUAAAAGAUUUAUUUGUUGCUAAAAAAACUGGUGGACUAGAUGAUGAUCAAAUGGUUCUAAUGGAUGAUCUAAAUUUAAAUACGGAUUCGACUGAUGCUAAAGCAAAUGUAUUUACUGGUGAUGAAGAAAUAUUUGCAUUUGAUAGAACGAUAUCAAGACUCAUGGAAAUGCAAUCUAGUGAUUAUUGGAAGAACAAUUGUUCAAAAUUAUAAUUUAACUAUCUCACAAUAGAAGUAUAUAAAUACUUGUACUUAGUUACCAUACUUAUAAAUUAAAUUUGUUAAACGUUUUCAUUGUUUACUUUAAUAUAUGAUGGCAUUAUUGUUUA